GCAGCUGACGUUGUUACGACUUGGUAGGUGAUUGGCGAGGUAAGAUGGCGGCGCCAGAGGAUCCAGAAUUAUCCCAGGCGCAGACCGAAAAACUCCUCCAGUUUCAGGACCUAACUGGGUUGGAGUCCAUGGACCAAUGUCGACGAACAUUAGAGCAGCAUAAUUGGAACAUAGAGGCCGCAGUACAAGACCGACUGAAUGAGCAGGAAGGAGUUCCCAGUGUAUUUAACCCGCCACCAUCCAGACCAUUACAGGUCAAUACAGCAGACCAUAGAGUAUAUAGUUACAUCGUGUCAAGGCCACAGCCUAGGGGGUUACUAGGAUGGAGUUACUACUUGAUAAUGCUACCAUUCAGAUUUACAUAUUACACACUGCUGGACAUAUUCAGGUUUGCCCUGCGGUUCAUCAGGCCAGACCCUCGUGCUCGUGUCACAGACCCUGUUGGAGAUGUUGUGUCCUUUAUUCAUAGUUUUGAGGAGAGGUAUGGUCGGGCACACCCUGUAUUUUACCAGGGAACAUAUAGCCAGGCACUGAAUGAUGCCAAACGGGAGCUUCGCUACCUAUUAGUGUACCUACAUGGAGAUGAUCAUCAAGACACGAAUGAGUUUUGCUGCUCCACGUUAUGUACAGAAGAAGUCAUAACGUUCCUCAACACACGAAUGCUCUUUUGGGCAUGCUCAACCAACAAGCCUGAGGGCUACAGAGUGUCCCAAGCAUUGCGGGAAAACACCUAUCCAUUCCUGGCCAUGAUAAUGCUGAAGGACCGUAAGAUGACAGUGGUGGGAAGACUGGAGGGCGUGAUUCAGCCAGAGGACCUCAUCAACCAGCUCACCUUUAUCAUGGAAGCCAACCAAACAUAUCUGACGUCAGAACUCCUUGAACGGGAGGAGAGGAACCAGACUCAAGUACUAAGGCAGCAACAAGACGAGGCCUAUCUGGCCUCCCUCCGUGCAGACCAGGAGAAAGACCGAAAGAAAAGGGAGGAGCAGGAGCAGCGCAGGCAAGAGGAGGAGAAGGUCCGACAGAGUGCUCUUGCUGAGGAACGAAGACGAAGAACACUGGAAGAGGAGAAGGAGAGGAAGUCAGAAUGUCUUCCUCCUGAGCCGCCUGCAGACGACCCGGAGAGUGUCAAAAUAGUGUUUAAGCUGCCCAGUAAUGCACGAGUAGAGAGACGAUUCCUCUUUGGGCAGUCUCUGACGGUAAUAUAUGACUUCCUCUUCUCUCUGAAAGAAACCCCAGAGAAGUUUCAGAUAGUCACAAACUUCCCUCGCCGAGUCUUGCCCUGCCUUCCAACCGAAGAGCAGCCCAACCCCCCCAGUCUGAAAGAGGCAGGACUCAGCCGCUCCGAGGUCCUUUUUGUUCAGGACCUUACGGAUGAUUAAUCGAUGACAUACCUCCUCUACAUGGAAACGCAUAUUCCUUUGAUGUCCACCCACUCCCUUCUUUUUUUCAUUUUACUUUUGUCAAAUGGCCAUUAUUCAAAAGAGGAUCAUUGAUAUAAAAUGACCUGGAAAAAUCUAAACCACCCUGCAUCCUGUCCUUGUUUGGUUGUUAACAGGGUUCCCAGUAGCCUGGAAAGUCUUGGAUUUUAUCAAAUAAGUAUUUCUUGAAGUCUUUCCUUGAACUCCUUGAUCUUUGUAUUCCUGUGGAGGAAAAUGUGUGUUUUCCAUUGUUUGUACAAGUUACCAGUUAAUACUUGUUUGUCAUUAUUAAUUCAAUUAAAGUUUUAUUGAAGACUCAAACAGAGGGUCCACAGAUGAUAAAAUAUGGAAUAAAUGAAAUUGGAGAUGGGUAUGAACUAUUAAAAAAAAUAUAUAUAUAUAUAUAUAUAUCUAUAUCACAUGAUAAGUUAACCAUAAUUCAUAUAGAGCCCAGGACGUCACGUGUUCACACCGCCAUGGUGGCAGGAUAAGCUUCUAUUAAAAUGGAUAACCAGUGUUGGUUUCAAGCUGUACACCCUAAAAUCCACAAAAAUAUGUUGCAUAACUUGAUGGACUGAAUAUUGCUGACUCUUGCGAUAGUAUGGAGACGGUCAGAGAGGACAUUAUUCCAGCCCUGCUGUGUUCCAACCUCUCCACCUUUCUUAUACCCCCCCCGUCCCCGUCCCACUCCACAGAAUGCUUAUAUGUUGCAAUAGAAACAUGGAAAAUGAGUAGUUCUUGUUAAGUAUGAAGUGAUCACUUCACUUGGAGAGUCUUCACAUCACUCCAUUUUCUCUGUGUUCUCUCAGGAUCGUUGGUGGUCCAGUGAAAUGCUCCCCCUUUGCUUGUACCUGGCAGUUUUUGUUAAACACAACAGCUAUCCACCAUUUUCAAUGUUAAUUAACACAGCUGGUGAAGAGACGAGUUGCCUUAGCUCGGGUUCCUGCCAAAAUGGCGUUGUUUUGAUUCCGACUGUUGCAUGACGGGAUUACGUGACGUCGGGAGUCUUUAUCUCACCAGUGUUUUCUGAGCCUGGAUGAGUUCACGAAAACAGCUCUUCCUCUGGUUAAAGCCACCAUGACGCAGUUUUCGGGCUCGUCCAGGCGACACAUACAACUGUUGAAACCUUUCAGAGGUACCUCACAUGAAGGGGACACUAGUGGACACAUGAGUUGACUGGCACUCUGCCGUCUGGGAACCUGAAGCAAGCCGCAUCAUUGUGAGCCAGCAUGAGUUUCUUCAUACUGCUUUUUCUUGAAACUGCACCCAAAGAUGUGCUGUGGCCAUAGGUGUGUAAAAAAAACAACAACAUUUAACAUUGACAGAGCACAUCAAAAUUCCCGUAACAGCAUAUUAGCCUGAGCAUAAAGUUUUCAACGUUGUCAAUAAAUAUUUCUGCCAUCA
This is a messenger RNA of Solea senegalensis (Senegalese sole), 2825 nucleotides long. It is a transcript of the gene faf2, whose product is annotated as Fas associated factor family member 2. The record is from RefSeq and is a predicted model, not a curated record. The transcript is spliced from 11 exons. Gene Ontology annotation, molecular function: ubiquitin binding. Bases 45 to 1382 code for a protein of 445 amino acids. Gene Ontology annotation, cellular component: endoplasmic reticulum. NCBI's taxonomy places the organism in Eukaryota, Metazoa, Chordata, Actinopteri, Pleuronectiformes, Soleidae.